AUGUCUGGGAUUCUUGCUCAAGUUCCUGUGGUUAAUAAACUACUAGGACUUGAUGGUAACCGGAAAGCCAUCAACAUCCCCUCGGUUGAGAUUCAUCACAUUGAGACAGACCCGAACAAACGGGCAAGAUGUCUAAAGCACCUAUUGAAAGCAAAUCAUGCUAACUACUCAAUCGUCUACAACAACCUUCAAUACGAUAAUCACAAUGCUCAUAUCCUCAGCUCAGCAUACCUCCUGGGAGCAAGUGUUCCUCAACUAAAUGAUAUCUACGACAGAGAAAUCCGCGAGCUGGAGGCAUGGGUACCGUCGCCCGCUGAGAUUGGAGAGGAUGACUGGCAAGAGCUUCGGGGCGAUGCAAGGUACCAGCGGGCUUUUGUGGACUUUUUUGAAGACAAGCUCGUUAUGCGAUUCAAUUAUGACUGGCACCAAGAAAUGGAGCAUUAUCUGUUCACUGGCGAUGAGCCUCUGAUCAAUGGCCUGAUCGGCGGCCUCGGACACCCGCUCAUCCAUCUAGGCUAUGCCUUCGAGAUGGAUUGUAAGGAACUUGCCAUGGAGGCCCUUGGACUUGCUUGUGUUCAGCAUGACUUUCUCCAUAAGUACCUCGACAACAAGUCGUACACCAGAAAGGCGCCUUUCACCUCGGCAUCCCCAAUGGAUCUUCUCACCAAACUAUCCAAGGACAAUAGAUUUGAUGACGUUAGAUCCGGCCUGUACGACCUGGAAGAGCUCUUCAGUGAGCAUGAGGACAUCAUACUGGAGUACUGGAACGCAUGGGAAAUCACAGAUCCUGUAAAGCAGUUCGAACUGUCCCAAGAAGCCGCAGCUGCUUUGCUAGUAGCCACAGUCAAGCCAGGCACCCAUGCAUUCAACUUCAUGCUCGUGCAUAUACUAACAACCAGUCAUGCCGUCCGAGUUCUUCUUCCCUUUAUUCCCGAAAAAUACCAUAUUCCUCUUGUUCGGCAAUGGUGGCUCCUGGCCUUGGGCAUCUUUAUCGUGAAACGCCGGCCACUCCCAGAUCCGGAUAACGUGGACAACGACCCCAAACAACGAGGCUGGAAGUACGUUGAGGACAAGGCAGUGAACUCUGACUGGGCUACAGAUGCUCAUUACGUCAAAGCAAUCCGGGUGUUGAAGGAGGCUUCAAAGACAUGGGGCGACGUUCACGAUCGAUACCUUCUGGCAGCCCUGACUUUCGUCGACAACUUCAAGGGGUGGACAUACUGA
Messenger RNA from Fusarium fujikuroi IMI 58289, 1224 nucleotides. RefSeq lists its product as uncharacterized. The coding region runs from base 1 to 1224 and encodes 407 amino acids. The record is from RefSeq and is a predicted model, not a curated record. Lineage: Eukaryota; Fungi; Ascomycota; Sordariomycetes; Hypocreales; Nectriaceae. Gene Ontology annotation, molecular function: oxidoreductase activity. The transcript has 3 exons.